Syngnathus typhle (broad-nosed pipefish) is the source of this 2536-nucleotide messenger RNA. Its product is annotated as inhibitory synaptic factor 2A. The coding region runs from base 4 to 1368 and encodes 454 amino acids. The record is from RefSeq and is a predicted model, not a curated record. Lineage: Eukaryota; Metazoa; Chordata; Actinopteri; Syngnathiformes; Syngnathidae. The transcript has 3 exons. Gene Ontology annotation, biological process: inhibitory postsynaptic potential. Gene Ontology annotation, cellular component: postsynaptic density.
AGCAUGGUGAGCAAGGAGGGCAGCAGAUGCGUGCUCACCAACUCCGAGUCCGACUCGGAGGCGGCGGCAACGGCGGCGGCAACGGCGGCGGCGGCGGCGCCCUUGCCCUCCGCCUCGCUGGCGCUGCAAGUCAAGUAUUCUCUGGAUGCCGGUCGCCAGGUGAGGAAGCGGAACAAGGCCCUGCAAGUGCGUUUCAAGGAUAUCUGCGAGGCGCAAAACGAACAAAGGGAGGCGGAGUUGGCCAAGGAUGGGAAUCCGCUUUCUUACAAAGCGGCGUACCGCAAGUACAUGACCGUGCCCGCCCGCCGAUCCAUUCCCAACGUCACGCGCAGCACCGGAGUGCAAACGUCGCCCGACCUGAAGAAGCGCUACCAGACGUUCCCCUUCGAGCGCAAGAAAGGGCACACGCUGAAGCACGUGGCGGCCGUGGAAACGUACAGAGGUCAGGAUAAUGGAUUUGCCGUGGCGGUGAAGCCGGCGGCGCAGCGCUCUUUUGUCGAUGAGGGAGAGGAGGAGGGAGCCCCCGCGGGGAGCGGGGUUUGGCGGACCAAGGCGCUGCUCCAUACAAAUGAGCGCGUGGCGGCCAGGUUGGAGCAGCGCGCCGCGACCGAGGGCCCGUGCGAGGACACGGCGCUGCCGCCGACUAACUCGGACUACCAGCUCUGGGCCCCGACAUCCAAAGCGUUAGCGCAAAGAGAAAGGCGGCCGCUGGAUCAGGAGGAAGCCUCGUGCCGAUCGCGAACCCUGCCGGACAGGGCCUCCAAGGUGACGGGACCCAUCGCGUGGAACUCCCUCACAGAAGUUGAGUGCCUGGAUAGUCCGUCUGCACGGCACAAGCGCAAAAAAAGCCUGCAGCUCAACGGGCUGCAGAGCGAGACGUUGCCGCGCGCCGGCCGGGGCUGCGUCGCGCGGGCGCAGUGCCACGCCGCCGCCGCCGAGCCUCGGCCCGCUGACCGGGAGGCCUGCAAGCAAAUAGUGCCUAUGAAUCAGGAUGGCGAGGUAAAAGCACAGCUUGAAGCCAUGGAAAACCUCAUCAGCUCCAGCCAGGAGACCAUCAAGGUGCUGCUGGGGGUGAUCCAAGAACUGGAGAAGGGAGAGGCCCACAGAGAAGGGCUCUCCUAUCGCACCGGACAGGACACGGCCAACUGCGACACAUGCCGGAACAGCGCAUGCAUUAUUUACAGUGUGGAGCUGGACUUCAAGCAGCAGGAGGACAAACUGCAGCCGCUCAUGAAAAGGCUGUGCCCCUCGGACGACACCCGCUUCCCCGCCCUGCCGUACCCCCACGAGGCCUUCACCUCCACGCCCAAGCGCAAGUCCAAAGCCGAGUCUAAGAAGCACGCCCGCUGGAGACUUUGGUUCAUGUGAAGGUGUCGUGGGGAGGGGCGGCCAGAAAAAUCACGCUUUCCCGACGCGGCAGCGUCCGUCUGGAGCUAUUGUGGAAGCAAUUAGCGUCAAACGUGGUGUGAAGUCGCACCUUUGGCGAAAUGCGAUUAACGGCUGACUUUCGACGCAGCCGUCUAGGAGUUCCCUGACCCGGAUGGAAGUGGGUCACGUCGGGACUACUCGGACUUGCCACUCGCCUAAAGCAAAGCACAACUAACACAGUUCAGGAAACACUUUUUCCAGAUUACCGGGACUAUUUUUGCCGUCAAAAGAAAAGACGCCUACCCUCAAUUUUAUCCAUCUUUAAAGUGUCACCUUGACUUCUCGACUAACUUUGAAGGGGAUGUAUAUAAAAAGAAUAUUGUUAAAUGACACUUAUUUUCUUAAUGGCAUUUUUGGACAUCAAAGGACAUUUUUAUCUAGAACUGUAUUACAAUUUUAGCUGAAUAGAUUUAUCAAGUUCGAGCGUAUAAGCUCAGUUUUAUUGCGACUAAGCCACUGUCAUCAUUUAGAGCGGAGUCGUAGCUCUCAUAUUAUUUUAUUAGUUCCAGCCCUGAAAAGAAUAAAUACUACGAAUACACGCGAUUGUAUUGGCGCAGUAAACCGAGCCCAGAAGUGAAUGUACAGGUGUAGCCACGCAUUUUUGCAGAGUUCCACAUUUUCAAAAGGAAACUACUGAAUUUUAAGACAGAUUGACGUGUUCUUGUUCCCUUCUUACAUACUCGCAUCCCGACAAAGGACCCCAAAUAUCCGAUUAGCGGGAUUAUAAAUAUAUAGCCAAGAUAUUUGCAUUCAUUCUAAAUACAUUUUCCGAUAAUUACAUGAGUAGGCUUCGUUCUAUUUUACAAAUAGGCAUAGCUGAUACGUAUAAAAAGGUACAUUUAUUAAUAGGAAUGUAAAGUCACCUACCGAGCCAAAAAACAGCCAAGAAGUGGUUUCACGCGCAUAAAAAAAAGUGCCAGGACGAUUUGACGUCAACUUUAUGAGGCGCUUUGGUCCGUAGCGUUAAAAUUAGCACAGAGCGAAACCGACAUUAUUUAUCUGUAUCUUGAAAAAGUGCAAUUGCUUUACUAUGUGCAAUACUGUGUAUUUUAUACUGUUUUGAAAAACAUAUAAAUAAACAAACACUUUAUUAUGCAAAUGAUGAAGA